AUGGCACUCAGAGGUCACUUCAGGCAUUCGGGAGUCAACAAAGGCACUCGGGAGUCAACAAAGGCACUCGGGAGUCAACAAAGGCACUCGGGAGUCAACAAUGGCACUCGGGGGUCAACAAAGGCACUCGGGAGUCAACAAAGGCACUCGGGAGUCAACAAUGGCACUCGGGAGUCAACAAUGGCACUCGGGAGUCAACAAUGGCACUCGGGAGUCAACAAUGGCACUCGGGAGUCAACAAAGGCACUCGGGAGUCAACAAAGGCACUCGGGAGUCAACAAAGGCACUCGGGAGUCAACAAAGGCACUCGGGAGUCAACAAAGGCACUCGGGAGUCAACAAAGGCACUCGGGAGUCAACAAAGGCACUCGGGAGUCAACAAAGGCACUCGGGAGUCAACAAAGGCACUCGGGAGUCAACAAAGGCACUCGGGAGUCAACAAAGGCACUCGGGUGUCAACAAAGGCACUCGGGGGUCAACAAAGGCACUCGGGGGUCAACAAAGGCACUCGGGGGUCAACAAAGGCACUCGGGGGUCAACAAAGGCACUCGGGGGUCAACAAAGGCACUCGGGGGUCAACAAAGGCACUCGGGGGUCAACAAAGGCACUCGGGGUCAACAAAGGCACUCGGGGUCAACAAAGGCACUCGGGGGUCAACAAAGGCACUCGGGGGUCAACAAAGGCACUCGGGGGUCAACAAAGGCACUCGGGGGUCAACAAAGGCACUCGGGGGUCAACAAAGGCACUCGGGGGUCAACAAAGGCACUCGGGGGUCAACAAAGGCACUCGGGGGUCAACAAAGGCACUCGGGGGUCAACAAAGGCACUCGGGGGUCAACAAAGGCACUCGGGGGUCAACAAAGGCACUCGGGGGUCAACAAAGGCACUCGGGGGUCAACAAAGGCACUCGGGAGUCAACAUAG
Molecule: messenger RNA, 921 nt
Organism: Procambarus clarkii (red swamp crayfish)
Lineage: Eukaryota; Metazoa; Arthropoda; Malacostraca; Decapoda; Cambaridae
Source: RefSeq, a predicted model, not a curated record